UCCCGAUCAUCGACGGGGAGCAACACGAAGUGCGAGCCUGCGAGCGUGUCUGCGCAUUACGGGUCUUUUCAUUCGCGGUUGCGUCAUUACACGUGAAGAGGGUAACCCGCCUAUCCUACUAAUUUGUUGGAACUCCAAGGAAUCGUCAAAAGAAAGCCAAAAUGUUGACCGCCGCGAAGAUGCUGAGCCGCACCUACGUUGGUGUAUCAGGUGACAUAGUCAGAAAGCAACAAUUCAGCACAAUCCUAAAAAAUGUUGCUGUUCCAUUAGUUACUGUACCACAACGAUUUACUGACUUACAACAAUAUCGACACAAAUCGGAAGGUGUAAAAGGUGCAGUUAUUGGUAUCGAUCUUGGAACUACUUUCUCAUGUGUAGCAGUGAUGGAGGGUAAACAAGCUAAAGUUAUAGAAAAUGCUGAAGGCUCUAGAACUACUCCAUCUUAUGUUGCUUUCACAAAAGAUAACGAGCGUUUGGUCGGUAUGCCUGCAAAACGACAAGCAGUUACAAAUUCUGUCAAUACAUUUUAUGCAACAAAACGAUUGAUUGGACGCAGAUUUGAAGAUCCUGAAGUAAAAAAGGAUAUGAAUAGCGUGUCAUAUAAAAUUGUUAAAGCAUCUAAUGGAGAUGCAUGGGUACAGGGUGGAGAUGGAAAAAUGUAUUCUCCCAGUCAGAUAGGAGCAUUUGUAUUAAUGAAAAUGAAGGAAACUGCUGCAUCUUACUUAAGCACUUCAGUAAAGAAUGCUGUCAUUACUGUACCAGCAUAUUUUAAUGAUUCACAACGACAAGCUACAAAAGAUGCUGGUCAGAUAGCUGGAUUGAAUGUACUUCGUGUAAUUAAUGAACCAACUGCAGCUGCGCUUGCAUAUGGCAUGGAUAAACAGGAAGAUAAAAUUAUUGCUGUUUAUGAUUUAGGUGGAGGUACCUUUGAUAUCUCAAUUCUAGAAAUUCAAAAGGGUGUUUUUGAAGUGAAGUCAACAAAUGGUGAUACAUUUUUGGGUGGAGAAGAUUUCGACAAUGCUUUAGUUAAUUACCUUGUGAAGGAGUUCAAAAAAGAGCAAGGUAUCGACGUGACUAAAGACGCAAUGGCAAUGCAAAGAUUGAAGGAAGCGGCGGAAAAAGCGAAAAUUGAGCUGUCGAGUUCGCUUCAGACAGAUAUAAAUCUGCCCUACCUUACUAUGGAUUCUAGUGGACCAAAACAUUUAAAUCUGAAAUUGUCCCGAAGUAAAUUUGAAAGUCUCGUAAAUGAUCUGAUCAAACGUACCAUUACACCAUGCCAGAAAGCACUUUCUGAUGCUGAAGUCUCGAAAUCUGACAUUGGAGAAGUCCUGUUGGUCGGUGGUAUGACCAGAGUUCCUAAAGUACAACUAACAGUUCAAGAUAUAUUUGGUAGACAACCGUCGAAGGCUGUAAAUCCAGAUGAAGCUGUUGCUGUUGGCGCUGCAGUUCAAGGAGGUGUACUUGCAGGAGACGUGACGGAUGUCCUGCUACUCGAUGUUACUCCCUUAUCGUUAGGUAUCGAAACACUUGGUGGUGUAUUCACAAGAUUAAUCUCUCGUAAUACAACCAUACCCACAAAAAAGAGUCAGGUAUUCUCUACAGCAGCGGAUGGUCAGACUCAAGUGGAGAUUAAAGUUCAUCAGGGCGAACGAGAAAUGGCUAGCGACAAUAAACUCUUAGGACAAUUCAGUCUUGUUGGAAUUCCACCUGCACCGAGGGGUGUACCGCAAAUAGAAGUAACAUUUGACAUUGACGCGAACGGUAUAGUGCAUGUAUCAGCCAGGGAUAAAGGAACUGGCAAGGAGCAACAAAUUGUUAUACAAUCCAGUGGUGGCCUUAGCAAAGAUGAAAUUGAGAACAUGGUUAAAAAUGCGGAACAAUACGCUAAGGCAGAUAAAAUUAAAAAGGAAAGAGUUGAAGCUCUAAACCAAGCAGAAGGAAUAAUACAUGAUACAGAAACAAAGUUGGAAGAAUUCAAAGCUCAAGUGCCUCAAGAAGAGUGCGACAAGAUUAAAGAAUUAAUUGCAAAAUUGCGAGACACUUUGAGUAAAAAGGAUGAUGCGGAUCCUGAAGAGAUUAAAAGACAAACGAAUGAACUCCAGCAAGCCAGUCUAAAACUGUUUGAGAUGGCGUACAAAAAAAUGGCUGCAGAAAGAGAAAGCAGUCAAAACCAGUCACAACAGGAACCUGAAGGUGAGAAGAAAGAAGAGAAAAAUUAAAUAUAAUUAUGUAAUUUAUGAAAUAAACAAAUUCCAUGCACACAUUUGUACAAGCGAUAUCUGUUGCAAUAUUGCAAGCUUAAGUUCAUUUAUUCAAGUAAAAAAGAAAAGAGGAAAAUAGUUUAACGUAAAAUUAAAUUUCAAUAUUUUGCAAGCGAUAAUGAACAACAAACUAACGAAAUUAAGAAAAUAGUAUAUGUAUUUCUCUUAUAUAUAUAUAUAUAUAAUUACAUACAUAUAUAUACGUAUAUAAUUACAUUCACAUACUUGCAUGGUUGUAAAGGUCAGAAUCUUGUAUUUUUUAAUGUCACGCAAAAUUAAAUUUCUUGCAAAGUCUAAAAUGCAACAAUUAUCGUUAUGUGCAUAGACACGGUUCUAAAUUAAUUUUUCUUAAAAACUCAAUAGUAUUAUGUAUUUUAUACUGAUGGUAAACAAAUGAUCAACAAAUCAAACCUUAAAAUAUUUAGUUGAUUAAUUUUUACCUGCUUACAAAUUAUGUACACAGUUCACUUGCAUAAUAUAACUGAUGCAAAUACAGCCUAUAAACCAAAUGCAAGAUCAAGGUACCGUUCAUAGUUACAAUGAUUAGCGAUGUAAAGCGAUUUGUACCAAAAACAAUACAAUAAUGGUUUGUUAACAGUGUUAUAAUCUCACUAUUGUAGAAUGCUAUGAUAGUAUAUCCAAUGAAUGAAUGUGAGAUGAGAAAAAAUAUAAAGAUGAAAGAGAAAAAUGGAGAGAGUGGGAUGAAUGUGUGUAUACAGAAUAAGUUAAUUCUGUAAGAAAAAGAUUAUUAUAAAGUAUAUCGUUAGAUUACCACAGUAA
Molecule: messenger RNA, 3041 nt
Organism: Harpegnathos saltator (Jerdon's jumping ant)
Lineage: Eukaryota; Metazoa; Arthropoda; Insecta; Hymenoptera; Formicidae
Gene: Hsc70-5
Product: Heat shock protein 70 cognate 5
Exons: 11
Coding region: 162-2219 (685 amino acids)
Biological process (GO): protein folding
Molecular function (GO): ATP binding; ATP-dependent protein folding chaperone
Source: RefSeq, a predicted model, not a curated record